AUGUUCCCUCACUCUCUGAAACCGCGGACGGCUUCGGCGGCUUCUUUACGGGCCAACACGGGUCGGUCAGGCAAGUCGGAAGACGGCUCUAAGAAGACGUCCUUCACCUACAACGCCGAGCGGGUCCUGGGAAGCGGCUCCUUUGGAGUCGUCUACCAAGCCCAGGUGGUGGAGACGGGUGAAUCGGUUGCCAUCAAGAAAGUCUUCCAGGACAAGCGCUACAAGAACAGGGAGUUGCAGAUCAUGAAGGAGUUGAAGCACCCAAACGUGGUGGAGCUGAAGCAUGCCUUCUACACCUCCGGUGAGAAGCCGGGUGAGACAUAUUUGAAUGUGGUGAUGGAGUAUUGCUCUGACACGAUCUACCGUGUCAUGAAGCAUUACAGCAAGAUGAAGCAGCCAGUCCCGCACAUCUUCGUGCAGCUUUAUUCCUACCAGAUGGGCCGCGCAUGUGCGUACAUCCAUGCAGUUGGGAUUUGCCAUCGGGACAUCAAGCCGCAAAAUCUCUUGGUGGAUGGACACACCCACGCCUUGAAGCUUUGUGACUUUGGCUCGGCGAAGCCCUUAGUACGAGGAGAGCCCAACGUGGCCUACAUUUGCUCGCGCUACUACCGCGCGCCCGAGCUGAUCUUUGGGGCCACGGACUAUGGAUUUGUGAUCGACAUUUGGUCGGCCGCCUGCGUUUCGGCCGAGCUCAUCUUGGGGCACCCCAUGUUCCCAGGCGAGAGCGGUGUCGACCAGCUGGUGGAGAUCAUCAAGGUUUUGGGCACACCGACGCGCGAGGAGCUCAUGGCGAUGAACCCCAAUUACACAGAGUUCAAGUUCCCGCAGAUCAAGCCACACCCAUGGCACAAGGUCUUCCGCUCCAGGACCUCCCAGGAGGCCGUGGACUACAUCUCCAAGCUGUUGGUCUACGACCCGAAGCUACGCCCCACAGGCCUGCAGUGCUGCACCCACGCGCUUUUCGAUGACCUGCGCGACCCCAACACGUGCGCACACCCGAUCGCGGUCAGAGGCGGUCAGGAUUUUGCCCUGCAACAGCUGAAGUGGGGAAUGGGAUCGCGUGGGCUUUGCGGUCCCGAAGCUAGAUAG
Molecule: messenger RNA, 1089 nt
Organism: Durusdinium trenchii
Lineage: Eukaryota; Dinophyceae; Suessiales; Symbiodiniaceae
Source: the annotation of a GenBank genome assembly